Messenger RNA from Etheostoma spectabile (orangethroat darter), 835 nucleotides. RefSeq names its product coiled-coil-helix-coiled-coil-helix domain containing 2 (gene chchd2). NCBI's taxonomy places the organism in Eukaryota, Metazoa, Chordata, Actinopteri, Perciformes, Percidae. The record is from RefSeq and is a predicted model, not a curated record. The coding region runs from base 203 to 709 and encodes 168 amino acids. Gene Ontology annotation, cellular component: nucleus; mitochondrion. Gene Ontology annotation, molecular function: sequence-specific DNA binding. The transcript is spliced from 4 exons. Gene Ontology annotation, biological process: mitochondrion organization; positive regulation of transcription by RNA polymerase II.
CACGUACAUGUAACUGAUGAAAGCAUUCCUGUUCUUUCCAUCAUACCGGAAAUUACCCGAGAGACAUAUGAUGUAACACAUAGAAAGUUCCGGACCAUCGUUACUAAAGGCAGAGACGGUUUACUAAAGGUCGACAUUUCGCGAAGGUAUUGCGUCUGUUUUUAUCAGUGAGCAAAUUUACACAGAUACUAAUAAUUUAAAAAUGCCGAGAGGAAGCAGAAGCCGGACAUCCAGGAUGCCCCCUCCAGCCAGCCGGGCUCCACCAUCACCACCACCUAUGGCCAGGGCUGCACCUCCUCCUUCCUAUGCCCCGGCUCCAAUGCAUGCUCCUCCAUCUGCUGUGGGUGCUCCGGCUGCUGCACCCAGGCAGCCAGGUAUGUUUGCCCAGAUGGCGACUACAGCCGCUGGAGUGGCAGUGGGCUCUGCUGUAGGACACACAAUCGGACAUGCCAUGACUGGAGGCUUCGGUGGGGGACACUCUGAGCCUGCCAAGCCUGACGUCACAUACCAGGAGCCGUACCAGGCUCAGCCCAUGUACCAGCAGCAGCCACAGUCCAUGUACCAGCAGGAGGCGCCUCAGCAGCAGCAGGCCUGCUCCUAUGAGCUUAAACAGUUCAUCGAGUGUGCCCAAAACCAGAGCGACUAUAAACUCUGUGAGGGCUUCAGUGAGGUGCUGAAACAGUGCAAGGCCUCUAAUGGUAUGUUAUGAGAUGACAAAAACCUGGAGAGUGAAGAGCACACGAACUGAAUUAAGCAACCAUGCCGAAUGAAUACUAAGAGGGUGUUACUUCACAAGGGAUCAAUAAACAUGCUAUAGUUUGACAGUUGAUUAUCA